Emiliania huxleyi CCMP1516 is the source of this 881-nucleotide messenger RNA. RefSeq lists its product as hypothetical. The transcript has 2 exons. NCBI's taxonomy places the organism in Eukaryota, Haptophyta, Isochrysidales, Noelaerhabdaceae. Gene Ontology annotation, cellular component: nucleus. The record is from RefSeq and is a predicted model, not a curated record. The coding region runs from base 1 to 432 and encodes 143 amino acids.
AUGGCGCGCCUUGCUUCAAGGCUGCAGAAUCCGCCAACGUUCAUCGACCACCAGUGUGGCCGCUUCCUCAUCAUGGACGCGCCGACAGAUGCGAACCUCUCUCUCUAUCUCGAGGAGGCACGCCGGCUCGGCGUCGGCACGUGGGUGCGCUGCUGCGAGGGGUGCUCGUACGACCCGGCCAAGGUGGCUGGCGCGGGCAUCAGCGAGCACGACCUCAGCUUCCCCGACGGGGAGGCGCCGCCGCUACCGCUCAUCUCGCGCUGGCUGGACCUGUGCUUUGCGGACGAGGCGACCGUUGCUGCGGGGGUGGAUGCAGGCGACGCCGUCGAUUUCAUCAGGAAGAGACGGCGCGGCGCGAUUAACAAGGUGCAGCUCAAGUAUGUGCUGGAGUACAAGCCGACACGGCGCAAGGACAAGUGCGUGCUGAUGUGAGCGGACGCCGUUUUAGUGAGACUCGCAACCUUGCUCCAUCCUCGCUCUGCCCCUCCCCCCUCCCGCGUGCUUCGUGGAACGGCGGAUGCAUAGUGGCCCGCGCGGGCGCUCUCGGCCGGUGGCCGCUCAGUGCCUCGCCUUCGCUGGCAAACACCGCGGCGCGAGCGAGCGCCGGCGCGCGCGCCGCGUGAUGCUCUCCCGCCGUGCGACGGACCUCGCGGUUUCGAUAGUGGGGCUGGUCUCCGGGUCUUAUUGUGGGGGGGGCGGGGCGGGGGGGGCUGCGCGAGCGGCUUUGCCCGGGGCUGUCCUGAGGGCGCGGGUCUCGGGAGAGCUUGAGCGACACACGACAGAGUCAUCUUCGCGCUCGCCCGUGGUGCGCGCCGUGGACCGCGCCGUCCGUGUCUCUAUACCGUCUCCACGAGAUAUCUGUAAAAAGUAAUAUAUCUUUA